AUGGUGUCGCCGGCGGCGCGGCUGGUGGGGCAGGGCGUGUGGGCGGCGCUGACCGGGGGCUGGUACCACGACCCGGAGCAGGGCGCCUUCACCAACAGCUGCCACCUCUAUCUGUCGCUGUUCCUGCUAACGCUGCCCAUGGCCCUGCACCUGGCUUUUCCAGCAAAUGCAGUGACUGUUUUUGUGUACUGCAGCUCGGUGACAGUUUUCUUCACGGUAAUAAAGGUGAUCAGCUACCGUUUGCACCUUAUGUUUGAUAAAGGCGAAGUAAUUCAACAAAAGCUCUCAAGAAAAAAUGGAAGGCAGUGUAAAGAUACAGAGGUUCAAAAAGGAGAAGUGGUUCAGUCCUCAAACUGUAGCAAUAACUCGGGGGAUCAUGUCAUCGGUGAGACCAGCCAAAAUGACUCUACGCAGACAAUUCCCGACAGCUCCAGAGUGCAGGCUCCGCACUCGCAGGACUCACCUGGAGCCACGGAUCUGCCAACAAGGGAAACUAUUGAAGAUCUUAGAGGUGUUAUGGUACUAGAAGACCAGGCUACACCACCAGUUUCAUCUACCUCACCCUGUAUCAAAGCAGAUAUAUUACCUGUUUCUACAACCUCUGGUUCAGGUGCCACCACAUCAGCAAUAGCAACAAAACCAGCUGUUAUGGAAACAUUUCCUGGUGAUGGAGUAAAUGAAAAAGGAGUGAAUGGACAGCCUUGUGGCCACCGUGGAUCCCAAGAUAUUCUUGUGGACAGAGACAUAGCUAAAAACUUCUCCAAUAUUUCUUCAUCACAAGGUGAUAUUUUAAGGACUGGAGUUUCUUCAGAGCCAUGGGACAGUGAAAAUUCAGUUAUUUCAGACUAUUUAAGUAAUCCUAAAAGCUACAAAAGAGAGAAAUUGCCAGAUGGAUUGCCAGAGACAGGCUUUACCAGUCACUACCCACAGUGCAAUGCCAUUGCAACCAAAGAGCGUGAGCAGAUGGAAAGUUCUUGCAAUGCUGAUAAUAGCCAUGAGGACCUUGAUUGCUCAGACAGUGAGACUGCUGUCGUAGUUGUGGAUAAUUCUCUUCCUGGAGACCAGCUGUGUGAGCCCAUCAAAAUUGUCAUCACAAUGAGUACUACACCAAACACCACCCUGAGUGACCUACCGGGCUCUGUGCCCUUACAGGCCCUGGAAAGUGAGAGAACAAGCUCAGCCCUUGACUCUGGUGUAGUUAGAGCAGGCUGGUCAAGUCAGCAAACUAAUGAACAGCUCAAAAUCCCUGUUAUCACGUUUGACCUGUCUGAGGACAGUAAAGCUAAGCCUUGCUCAGAAGUUAGUGAAAGUGACAGAACUCCGGAAAUGUUGAGGGCAGAGUUGUCAUCCAACCAGUGCUCCGGCUAUGAAUCGGGUGAUGCAGUAAAGGAGCUCAGCAACCCAGCAAAUACACCUCUAGAAACUAACACUUGUUCAGAUCCAAAUCAGGAGAAUGCUUUGGAAAAUGUCCAGACUGUGGAUUUAAGUUCUAAGGAAGACCUGCAUAACCUAGACCCACAGUCCUGUAGAACUGCUCAUGAAAAGAGGCAUAUGCGGGUGUUGAGUGUAGACAGUGGGACAGAUGUGCUUUUAAGUAAGAAUUUUGUGGAGGUAUCUGACAAAGAAAAGACUUUACCAACCUCUAAAUCAGAUCUAGAAGCUAAAGAAGGUCAGAUGCCCAACGAAUCUAACUUUCUAGAAUUUGUCUCCCUCUUGGAAUCCAUUAAUACCUCAAAGAUGAAGACAUCUAAUCAAUCCACUGUCAAAACAGAGACGACAAAGGAAAAUGGGCUUGUUGGAGAUAGCCAGAUGACGGAGAGAAAAGAAGAAAUGGUGGGAACAGAAAAGCACUGUGAGCAACUUCCUAAACAGGAAAGAUCAGAUGUACAAAGCCAAGAUCGUGCUAGUACUAGUCCGGUGCUACCAGAGUCUGCCAAAUUUGCAGCACUUUACCAGGGCAGCAGGCAAAGGCAGAUAAUCUACCGGGUAACUUCUCAGCAAGACAGUUCUGUCUUGCAAGUAAUAAGUGGACCUGAGGCGUCUGUGCAAGAUGAGCUCUCCGUGGAUGCAAUGCAUGUGUUCAUAGAUGAAAAUGGGGAAAUUAGAUCCUGCUAUUUAAAAGCUGGCUGUCAGAAGGAAGGAAAUUUUAGACAUCAGCUAUCAAAUUGUGAUUGUAUGUCAAAUGCUCAUGAAAUACAGUUCAGCUCCUCCAGUACUACCACUUCAGAGAGCCAAGAACCAUCUUCUGGGGAUCAAGCAGCCAGCGCACUUCAGCAGCAGCUCCUACUGAUGGUGGCCAGAAGGACCCUUUCAGAAAACCCACGGCAGCCCAGCCAGGACCCUGAGGAUUCUUCAUGUUCUUCAGCACAACGGAAGCUGAACAGGCAGUUUUACAGAUUUGUUAUAUUCCCUGGCAAGUGGAUUAAAGUCUGGUAUGAUCGUCUUACCUUGUUGGCAUUGUUGGACAGGACAGAAGAUAUAAAGGAAAAUGUGUUUGCUGUCCUUCUAGUAGUUCUUGUUUCACUUCUUGGAUUCCUGACUCUGAACCAAGGCUUCUGUAAAGACAUUUGGGUUCUGUUGUUCUGUCUCGUAAUGGCCAGCUGCCAGUAUUCUCUCCUCAAGAGUGUUCAGCCUGAUCCUGCUUCACCAAUACAUGGACACAAUAAAAUCAUAAUCUACAGCAGACCUGUAUAUUUUUGUAUAUUGUGUGGCCUUAUUUUGCUGCUAGAUGCUGGAUCUAAAGACACAAAUCCUCCUGUUUAUACAAUGUAUGGCCUGAAGCUCUUCUCACCCAGAUCUCUCCAGUCAGCCAGAGACCAUGUAAUAGUGUUUUUAUAUUGCUUUCCUGCAAUUUCUCUUCUUGGACUUUUCCCUCAAAUCAAUACCUUCUGCAUAUAUCUUUUGGAACAAAUAGAUAUGUUGCUUUUUGGUGGUUCUGCUGCUGCUGGGUUCGUAUCUGCACUGUACAGCAUUUCCCGAAGCUUUGUUGUUCUGAUUGUCCUAUAUGCCUUCUGCUUCAGUGCAGUGAAGGAACCCUGGGAUGCACAGCACAUUCCAGCACUGUUCUCUGCUUUCUGUGGUCUGCUAGUUGCACUUUCUUAUCACCUCAGCAGACAAAGCAGCGACCCAUCUGUGCUGAUGUCCCUUAUUCAGUGUAAAUAUGUCCCUCACUAUCUACGCCAACGAUUUGAAGAUUCAUCAGAAGAUCCACUCCCAGAAAAAAUGAGAGAAUCAGUGAAAGAAAUCUUGAAAUCGGAUCUCAUUGUCUGCACGGCAGCUGCUGUUCUGUCAUUUGCUGUCAGUGCCAGUACUGUGUUCCUGUCAUUAAGGCCAUUUCUCAGCAUUGUCCUGUUUGCUUUGGCGUGGACAGUGGGAUUUGUAACACAUUACAUCCUCCCUCAGCUCCGCAAGCAUCACCCCUGGCUGUGGAUCUCCCACCCCAUACUCAAAAGCAAAGAGCACCAGCAGCGGGAAGUGAGAGAUGCUGCUCAUUUGAUGUGGUUUGAAAGGCUUUAUGUGUGGCUACAGUGCUUUGAGAAAUACAUUUUAUAUCCAGCUAUAAUACUGAAUGCACUCACCAUUGAUGCUUUCUCAAUUAGUAAAUACAAGAAGCUUGGUACACACUGUGACAUUAUCCUGAUAACAGUUGCUGGGAUGAAGCUCCUCCGCUCCUCAUUCUGUAAUCCUAUUAAUCAAUUUGUUACUUUGAGCUUUACUGUGAUCUUCUUCCGAUUUGACUACAGAGACAUUUCAGAAAAUUUCUUGCUGGAUUUCUUCAUGAUGUCCAUUGUGUUUCAUAAGCUGUGGGACCUACUGCAGAAGUUGCAGUUCAUCAUGACAUACAUUGCUCCCUGGCAGAUUGCCUGGGGGUCAUCGUUCCACGUUUUCGCUCAGCUCUUUGCAAUACCUCAUUCUGCUAUGCUUUUUUUUCAAACUCUGGCCACUUCAGUCUUUUCUACACCACUGAGUCCAUUUCUGGGUAGUGUCAUCUUCAUCGCAUCAUAUGCACGACCAAUCAAGUUCUGGGAGAAAAACUACAACACCAAAAGAUCGGACCAUUCCAACACCAGACUGGCAAUCCAGAUCGAAAAAGAUGCAGGAAAUGACGACAAUAAUCUGAACUCCAUUUUUUAUGAGCAUUUGACAAGAUCUUUGCAGGAGUCUCUUUGUGGAGAUUUGAUCCUGGGCCGCUGGGGAAACUACAACACAGGAGACUGUUUUAUUCUGGCAUCAGAUUAUUUAAAUGCCUUUGUGCACUUGAUCGAAAUUGGAAAUGGCCUAGUCACCUUUCAGCUCAGAGGGCUCGAAUUUCGAGGGACAUACUGCCAGCAGAGAGAAGUGGAAGCUAUAACAGAAGGAGAUGAGGACAACGAAGGCUGCUGCUGCUGCAAGCCUGGGCACUUGCCUCACCUGCUGUCCUGUAAUGCAGCCUUUAACCUGCGCUGGCUGACGUGGGAGAUCACACGAACCCAGUACAUCCUGGAAGGAUACAGCAUCAUCGACAACAACGCUGCCACAAUGCUGCAAGUGUUCGAUCUGCGCAGAAUCCUUAUCAGAUACUAUAUCAAGAGUAUAAUAUACUUUACAGCAAGUUCUCCCAAAAUCCUUGACUGGAUAAAAGAUGAAUCCAUCCAAAAGAUACUGCAGCCUUAUGCAAAGUGGCAUUAUAUUGAACGUGACCUUGCGAUGUUUAACGUUAACAUAGAUGAAGAUUAUGUUCCGUGUCUCCAAGGAAUAACAAGAGCUAGCUUCUGCAGUGUUUAUCUGGACUGGAUUCAGUUCUGUGCCAGGAAAAGGGUGGAGCACCUGGACAGUGAUGAGGAUUCUCCUCUAGUGACGCUUUCCUUUGCCUUGUGUAUACUGGGUCGGAGAGCUUUGGGAACUGCAUCUCACAAUAUGGCCAUCAGCUUGGACUCUUUUCUUUAUGGGCUCCAUGCGCUAUUUAAAGGAGACUUCCGGAUAGCAGCCAAAGAUGAGUGGGUCUUUGCAGACAUGGAUCUGUUGCAUAAGGUUGUUGCCCCAGCAAUCCGAAUGUCUCUGAAGCUACACCAGGACCAGUUCACAUGCCCAGAUGAGUAUGAGGACCCAGCAGUUUUGUACGAAGCGAUCCAAUCCUUUGAAGAAAAGGUUGUGAUUUGCCAUGAAGGGGACCCAGCCUGGCGCAGCGCAGUCCUGUCCAACCGGGAGGAGCUGCUGACUCUGAGACAUGUGGUAGAUGAAGGAGCAGAUGAAUAUAAAGUUAUCAUGCUCCACAAAAGCUAUCUGAGCUUCAAGGUGAUCAAGGUCAACAAGGAGUGUGUCAGAGGGCUUUGGGCUGGCCAGCAGCAGGAACUGAUUUUCUUGCGCAAUCGUAACCCAGAGAGAGGAAGCAUCCAGAACAAUAAACAGGUGUUGCGGAACUUAAUUAAUUCUUCAUGUGAUCAGCCACUGGGAUAUCCAAUGUAUGUUUCCCCCUUAACCACCUCGUACCUUGGGACACACAGCCAACUGAGGAACAUUUGGGGGGGACCUGUCAGUUUGGACAACAUUAAAAAGUGGUUCAAAUCCAAGUGGUUAAGAAUGCGAAAGGACUGCCACGCAGCAGCUCACCAUGAGAGAGGCAAUGUUGAAGAGGUGGACAGUGGAGGGGGGUCUUCAUCCAGCAACAAUUCCACAGGGAAUUCAAGCCAGAGCAGUAGCUCACAGCCUACCAGGGAUGGAACCCCUCAGCUGCAAACUUCAUCUCAAGAGGUCCACCAGCGGGCAGGCAGGAGAAAACCCAGGAGUCAGUCUGUCCAGGCACACACUGCUUUAAACCAAAGGCCCCCUGCUUCAAGUCACUCUGGACCAAUUGUAGAAAGCCGCCAGCCUUUCAUCCAAACAUCUACAUCUGCCCACGAAAUUGCCCAAAGGCUUUCUAGUAGUCAGCUAUCAUUCCACAACUCGGCAACAUCUGUGUUUUCUCAGUCCCCUGCUGUUCCUGUUGCUGGCCAGCUGACUGUGCAGGACCGAGCUGCAGCAAUGCUCAGGUCCAGCCUGGCCUCCUCCACCAGCUCAACUCUCAGCCUGUUGUUCGGCAAGAGAAGUUUUUCAAGUGCUUUGGUGAUUUCUGGGCUCUCGGCUGCCGACGGAGGCAACACGAGUGACACGCAGUCAUCCAGUAGCAUGAACAUCGCCAUGGGGCCAUCUGCCAGAGCAGCAAGCCAGGCAGCUCGGCAAGCCGCUGAGACCUGUGAAGCAACAGAUGCUACGGAACCAAGACCCCAGCGGGAGGCGGGUCCAGCCCAUGCACUAUUCAUGAGUCGGAACCUGGAGUGCAGAAGGGCCAGCCAAGAAGAUAUGGCCCUGGAAGACACCGCUUCUCAGCAGAGCCUGUCUGAGGAGCAGUGA
Messenger RNA from Pseudopodoces humilis (Tibetan ground-tit), 6369 nucleotides. RefSeq names its product pecanex 2 (gene PCNX2). Gene Ontology annotation, cellular component: membrane. Lineage: Eukaryota; Metazoa; Chordata; Aves; Passeriformes; Paridae. The record is from RefSeq and is a predicted model, not a curated record.